UCCACAAGGCAAGAACACAGGAGAAAACACGAGGGUGACCAAAAAUACAGUCCAUGACAGACACAGGGAACACAGACCGGGAUUGACUCCAACAUCAAGUGAUUUUAAAGCUUUAAUCUGUGAAAAACUCUAUUUUUCAGGGAGGCGUACUCCUGUUGUAGAGUCUUUAGAGUCAGUGAUAGAGGGAUAUUCAGUCACUCUAGGCUCUGGUCUUACUGAAAUGAAGGAUGAUGAUCAGAUUCAGAGGAUGUUUAGAACUGAGGACACUGUAAGAAUAUAUGUUGCAGAAUAUAAAGAAAGAAUCAACAAUUUGGAAAACGAUUUCAGCCUCACUGUCUAUGUUGAAAUAUCAGUGAUGGAGGGAGAUUCAGUCACUCUAGACUCUAUGAUGAGGGAUGAUGAUCAGAUUCAGUGGACAUUUGGAAAUGGAGACAUUUUAAUAGCUGAAAUCAAUAAACAGGCCGACAGAAUCACUGUAUAUGAUGAUGUUCUUGAUGGGAGAUUCAGAGACAGACUGAAGCUGGACAAUCAAACUGGAUCUCUGACCAUCACAAACACCACAACUGAACAUGCUGGAUAUUAUAGAGUAUUUAACAAUAAUGUGACCAUACAUUUCGUGCUUGCUGUCUAUAUUGAAAUCUCAGUGAAGGAGGGAGAUUCAGUCACUCUGAACUCUAGUAUUACUGAAAUGAAGUAUCAUCAGAUUCAGUGGGUGUUUGAAACUGAAAACACUGUAAUAGCUGAAAUCAGUAAAUGGUUAAACAGAUUCACUGUAUAUGAUGAUGUUCUUGAUGGGAGAUUCAGAGACAGACUGAAGCUGGAUAAUCAAACUGGAUCUCUGACCAUCACAAACACCACAACUGAACAUGCUGGAGAUUAUAAACUACAAAUUGCAAUUUGGAAAACAUCAUUAAAAGCUUUCAGAGUUUCUGUCAAUGACUCUGUCCACUGUUGUGGUCCUACUGAAGCUGUGAUCCGAUUGGUCCUCUCUGCUCUGGUGGGCGUGGCUACUGUCAUUAUUCUGGUUUAUGACAUCAGAUCCAGAAGAGCUGAACAAGAUCAAGCACAUAUUCACACUUCAGAAAUCUAAUUGUUGUCAUUUCUCACAAACUUGUUUUGCAUAUAUAUUUGUGAGAUUUGAUAAAUUAUGGCUUCAUAUGUUCAUCUUUUUCAGAAAGUAUUGAAAUCUAUAGCAGUCAACUUUCAAGGUUCUUCAAGUGUGUUUUUGAUCUUUUAAGCCCGGUUCAGCGCAGAAAACGCGAAAUCAGUGAAGACUAAACAAUGCCACGCAACGCAAUGUUUAUUAGAAACCUCAUGAUCGACUAUUUUAUUUAUGAUCUUGUCAGUGACAGCAGCCCAAAUUCCAGGGAAUUUCAGUCUUUUUUGUGUGUUUUGCUUUAGCUAUUGCUGAGAAGUUAUUUUCAUAGUUAGACAGCACGCUAGCACCAUUAAUAGGAUAGGUUUGUGUUUUGUAGUCUAUUGUCAUACGAGGGAAUGUUAUGUAUAUAUUAGGUUGUUUUAACAUACUGAAGUAAAAUAGAUUGAUUUUAGAAUAUCAUAUUAAUAAAUGCUGGAUGUCGUGUGUUGAUAAAUGGCAUGCAAUUAAUUUUAAAACGUAUUGUAUGAUGGAGAAAAUUCUGUAUUACUGUUACUAAAAAUAAAGCUGCAUCUGAUUAUGCUAUGUUAGCUACUUGACAAAAUAGUGUUUUUCUCUGAGGCAUGGUAAAGCAUGGUACUCGCAGAAAAUCAAGAAAAUCAGAUUUAAACAAUAAGACUAAACGUGUUGAGCUAUAUAACAAUAAUUAGUUUUCUGUCAAUAAACGUAACCAAACAGUUGUUCCUUUGUCUAUUAAAACAUGUAAUAUAUUAAAGCA
Molecule: messenger RNA, 1874 nt
Organism: Ctenopharyngodon idella (grass carp)
Lineage: Eukaryota; Metazoa; Chordata; Actinopteri; Cypriniformes; Xenocyprididae
Exons: 4
Coding region: 221-1090 (289 amino acids)
Source: RefSeq, a predicted model, not a curated record